Anguilla anguilla (European eel) is the source of this 5862-nucleotide messenger RNA. RefSeq names its product mastermind-like protein 2. The transcript is spliced from 5 exons. The record is from RefSeq and is a predicted model, not a curated record. Gene Ontology annotation, biological process: Notch signaling pathway; positive regulation of transcription of Notch receptor target. Gene Ontology annotation, cellular component: nuclear speck; nucleoplasm. Lineage: Eukaryota; Metazoa; Chordata; Actinopteri; Anguilliformes; Anguillidae. Gene Ontology annotation, molecular function: transcription coactivator activity. Bases 864 to 3773 code for a protein of 969 amino acids.
CCUCAUCCCCGUGCAUUGAGGUGCCUUUUACUCAGACGAACAGCUGAGAACGGAUUGAAUGGGGAAAGCGUUGCGGCGUUUCUCGCUGCUUCUGCACAUCUUGCGUUUUAAUUCCACUUUUAACCUGGAGCCAUUCAGACAGGCAUACCCAGUUCUUGUAUCAACUAUCGGAUCGGAGAAGAUUGAAAGAGAAAUACUAAAAUAAUGCCUUGAAAGUAGCUGGAAGUUUGUUUGACCGAUUACCUUUGCAAAUGGAUUUUUGGGGACAUUGUUUAAUUUAUUUUGAGAGAAGCCGAUCGGAGUUCAUUCGCGGGGAGUGUGGUGUGGGCAGAAUGUUAAUGAACGGAAAUUCGUUUUAUUAGAAAUAUUUCCGAAAGAAAAUAAAUUCGCCGCGCUGGUACGUCUGGCGCAAACUGGUAUGUAAUUCAGUGGCUUGUGCAUUUCACUCGAUCUGGGAUUGUGUUGGUAUAGCAGGCUACGUGCUGUAGUCGGAUACCUGCUCACUGGAUGAUUAUCUAAAUUGCUAAGUAGCUAUCUGUAACCACCCUCAAGCAGUUAAGCUGAACAUAUUGUAGAGACCAAAAUAUAAUUAACAUAUCCUACGUAUUUAUUUAAAGUUGGUCAUAUUGUACUUUUAAUACAAUAGCUUAAGCAUGUUUUUCAUAACAGUGAGUCAAACCCUUUUUUUUUUUUACUUCAUUGCAAAGAUGUUAACCGUGCUGUAUUAUGCGAUUGAAUUCAUGUGUUGUUAGUUUAUUAGUUGCGGUUACUUUAAGGGUAGGAGGCCCUUUUUUUAACCAUUAGUUACUUUGAAAGCCCAAAACUAUAUUUGCUCAGUAUAUCAUAUUAUUGGCCCCAAGAGCAUGGGCGAUACAGCUCUACCACAACCCUCGGCGGGCGGAUUUGUACCCAUGCUAGGUGUGGGUAUGGUAGGCUCGAUGCCAGGUGCGGUGAGCGGGCCAAUUCCGGCCCCAAGGGGGUCGGCUGUCCCGCAACUGCACAAUGCCAUAGUGGAACGUUUGCGUGCCAGGAUAGAGCUCUGCCGGAAGCACCACUCCACCUGCGAAAGCCGCUACCAGCGCGGCCAGGCGGAGAACUCGGACCGGGAGCACGAGAGCACUCUUCACCUUCUCAAUAUCGUGCACCAGGGACCGGGGAACAGAAAAACCAAGGGCAACAGAGGCGCGGCGCAGCAACCUCCAGAAUACAACAAUAGGAUAAACGGAGAGCUAAAGUCCCAAAACAGCUCCGAGGGCGAUUCAAAGCAGUCUACGCGAAUAGCACUCCAGGGAUCGUUGAGGAGGAAGAUUGAGGGGCAACCGCAAGGAUACACCCCCAAGCAGAAUGGCCUCUCCACCAGCCCCUUUGGCUCGGACUUCAAGCGACUACGCAUGGAGGGCGGCGUUUCGGGACACGGCGGCUGCGCAUUCAGCAACGGUCAACCCCACCAGGCCCUGCAGAGCGCCAUGGCGACGGGCCACGCCCUGCAGGCGAAGGAGGGCAACCUGAUGGCCCACUCGACGCAGGGUGACCGCUUCGCCCAGACACUGAGGGAGAUGAAGAAGGAGCCGGGGGAGGUCCUGCACUCCUGCGGCCGCCUGUCGUCCACUGGAGCCGGAGCCUCGGUCUUCGACUUCAAAGACGAGGGUGGAGGCCAGCUCGACCCCGAGCUCCAGGACCUGUUCGACGAGCUCACCAAGUCGGUGCCCUCGCUGGACGACCUGGAGUUCGACAAGAUCCUGAAGCAGGAAGACAACGAUGCCUUCCACCUGGAGCUGGGACGUCCCGCCUCGGCCGGAGGGGGGAAACCGGGCUGCCCUCAGCUGCACAAGGUCGUGAAGUCUGAGUACUCCCCUCCAGGGUUCUGCCAAACCUCCGGGACUUUACAGCAGCUCCGGCCCGCAUCCGCUGGCCCCGCCUUCUCAAUGGCCAAUGCGUCCCCCGUCAGCGGAGCUCCUAAAACCACCUCGGGAGGGGCCUCCAGAUCCCUGGCCCCUUGGCAGGAGGUGUCCCACGCAGAGCAGCUGAAGCAAAUGGCAGCCAAUCAGCUGCCUGCAGCCCUAAUGCACCACCCGCACCACCACCAGCAGAGCCAAGCCAGGACCGCGGCCAACUGGUCACCCGCCAUGGCCGCCUCUCACCCCUCUCCCGGCUCUUUCGGCCAGGAGAAGGUCCCGAGCCCCGUCUCUAUCCACCCCUCCCUAAACAGCCAGGCUAAAGGAAUGAACCACUGCCUCUUUAAGCCCAACGGGCACGGGCCCGCCCGCGUGGACAUGAGCGGCCUCAGCAAGCCCAUGCUGCAUUUCAGCCCCAAGGCCCAUUCAGCCGGGGGCCCGCAGGUCGCCCGCGCAGCCGGGCCCCAGGGCAAGCAGCAGCCGCCACCACCACCGCCAUCGCAGCAGCAGCAGCCUGGCCAAGGCCAGAACCAGCAUCGCACGUCCCCAAACUUCCCCAACCCCAUGCUUCCGGUCCCCACGUCCCCAUGCCUGCAGCCCAAGUCCCAGCCUCUGAAGAUGCCGCCAAACUCACACGGACCAGGUCUCCAUUUCACGCUGGCUCAGCAAAGACAGAACCCUCCUGGGCCUCACCUUUCCACAGUCAGCACGUUCCUGAACAUCCCAACACUGGGCCAACCGCAGCAACAGCCCCCACCUCCGAACGGCCAGCAAAAAGCCGGACCGAGCGCCCAGCCCGUUCACAGGCCGAUGACCCAGUCGCAGAAAAUCAUCAAUGACGCGGAUAAAAUUAGUACGCAGGAUCAGCUGAGCCGUCACUUAACAAGGCCACCUCCUGACUACAAGCAGCCGAGGAGAAAUGUGGCUACUGCACCACAGACCAAUCUGUACACAGGAGGUCUUCCACUGUGCAUUAGCUCCUCCCAGUCAUUGACAAGCACCCUGACCAAUCAGAACGCCCUUCUGACCAGCUCCUGCCAGCUUGCCACUGGUCAGCCUCCUAAAAUGGCGCCGCCUCCAAGUGACAGGAGAUUUGUGACUGGCCCAGACCCCCAAAAUGGAGGCUACGGCCAAACGGCUGUGAACCAACUGCAGCCGCGCUGCCCCCAAAACCAGAUCGGACUCAACCCAAACAAAACAAGGUUUUCAGGGCCCGGCAACCCGGGAAACGCCUUUGGAGCUGGUGCCAUGGUGACCGCCCAGCACAUCAGGCCAGCGGCGCCCCAGGAGGUUUCUAGAUUCCCAGGGCCGAGAUUGGGCAGCGUUAUGACCGGUUCUACGAUUGGGGGCCCCACGAGCUGGGCGCCAGGGCCGAAGGACAGUCUCGCCCUGGACGUCAGGAGGUACCCCGGCGCCCUGCCUCCUCAUCCCGGAGGGAAAGCCGACAUGGCCGCUCACAAAUUUAGCCAAAGGCCCCCUUUGGCCGUACCCAACCAGGUGGCCCCAGACAUCGGCCUGCUCCCUCCCGGCCAGACCCUGAACGGGCAAGCCUCGGGGGCCGGCCGGGACCCUGUGUCCAGACUUGGCCAGCCCAGAAUUCCCCCUCUGCCCGCGGUGCCCACCCUGAAUCCAGGCCCGCCGCUGCAGCAGACGCCUUCCGGAAACUUCUCAUCGCCCCCCGCCGGCCACAAUGCCCGCCCCUACCAAAGUGGCAACACAGGGACCCUGACCUUUGACUUCCUCCAAGAAGGAGACAACACAGUCCCCGGAAUCAACACUGAUUCUGACUUCAUAGACUCCCUGCUCAAGUCUGGGCCCAGUAAUGAUGACUGGAUGAAAGACAUUAACCUGGAUGAGAUUCUGGGCAGUCAGUCCUGAGUGACAGGUGGAAACAACCAUUGACGUCUAUGGUGAUACACCAUGCGCAUUUGUCACGGAACAAAGAUAAUUAACAUGAACGAUGAUGCAUUUUCUGUCUUUAAGUGUAUGUAGGGAAAAGUUUGGAAUUACUAAAGGGACCCAGUGGUUUUAAGAGCUUUUUUAGUUGUUGUUGUCAUUGCUGUUGUCAUUGUAAACCAAAUGUUUUAGUCAUGGAUAUAUUGCCUAAAUAAUAAGGUAUUAAAUUAUAUUUGACUUCUCUGUUCCUGUGGAAGUUACACAUUUCAUUUUAAUAUUUUAAAACGUGCAUAUCUGCGUCGUAAGUUGUGACUGAAAGCAGUCUUUAGGUGAUGGAAGAGAUGGUUCAUUACACUGUCUUGUUACAGCCUUUUUCAAUGUAUACUAUUGGUGCUUCCUUAUCUCUUUGGCCUAGUUGCAGCCCGAACCUUAUCAUGAAAGCUGAGGUGUCCAACCUGUGGUGUUUUGAGACGUAUUUGGUUAUUGUUCUAAGCACUUCUGAUUGUUUAACCUCUUUGCGAUCUUGAUGUCAACUCUGUAUCAGCUGAUUGAUUCUCCUUCAUUCAGUCUUCAUUAGUGACGAUGGUACUUACCCUGUCUCUGUUUCUAGCACUUUUAAUGUAAAUUAGCAGAGAAUAUAGAAAAAAUACUUUUUCUUUCAUUUAUCCAUAAUUAUGUGUGUGCGCGCAUGCACAUGUGCAUGUGUAUGUAUGUCUGUGUGUGUGUCUGUGUGUGUGUGUGUGUGUGUGUGUGUGUGUAUUUGUGUGCGUGUGUGUCAGCCGCCAUUUCUUGUCACGCCGCAGUUCACAAGUUUGGCUCAAAAUACGGGAGUCAGAGGGAGACACUUCAUGUGCAGCUGAAAAGGCAGACUUUUAGGUGCCUGAUUGACCAGUAGAGGUCACUAUUGUGCAAGGAAACCCUCUCUUCCCUGGGCAAUGCUACAGCCAACUGUGCAUCCAACACACAAUCAAUUUUGAACGUAUGUGUUUUGUUCUUAAUUAUCCAAGGAGAGAAGAAUCACCUUGGAAACCAUGUAAUUGGUGUAAAAAAGUUACUCAGUGUCAAAGAAAGCUCUUGCAUGUCCUGACAUAGCUACAGACUUUGAAUGUCACCUAUAGCACUGGAAUGAGGGAAAUGUGAAUAACACAAAAACGUUCUCACAGUGUUUCUGCAAUAUAGUGGCAGCUUUUAUAACACUGACAUAACAUUCCCCUAACAUUGUGAGAACAUUUUGUGUUAGCUGGGAGGGUACUAACCAGUAUCUUUUUAAAAGAGGCACCAUGCUAAUUACAUGAUGAGAAAUGAGAAGGGUAAUGCUCGGUAUCUGUGAUAAUUUUGAUUAGGGAUAUAAAUAUCAAAUGGCAAUUGACAUUUGCAAGGGUGACACCAGUGCCAUAGUGAAUUUGUUCCUAAUAUAUUCCAUCAUUCAUAUCUCUCUUUGUAUCACAACACGUGCAAGAACACACGACACGUCACAUCGUAUUGCAACAGUACUGGACAGAAUUCAGAGAAAUUCUGGUAAAUUCUACAGUAGUUUUCUAUUAAGGCUCUCAUCGCUAACAAUAAAAAUUAAUGGGUUUACUGCACGACUACCUGCAUAGCAUUGCUCUUACUAUUAACUUAUCCGUUUGAAAUGUCCAAGAAGAUGUAUGACAUUUCUUCAACUUAAAUAUCGGUUUCAGUUUUGUUUCUUUUGGCCUCAUUUUGUUAUUGUGUGGAUUUUCCUGUAAGGAGUUUCUGUUUGUAUAGCUGUUUUGGGGAAGAGACAGACCAAGGGGGGCCCCCUGCUACAGAUGCAAGUUUUGGUUUCACUGUAUUUUAUAUAUUCCUGAAUGUACAGCUUAUACUGUGCUAUGUACAAAAAAAUGUAAGAUAUGUUUUGAUAAAUCAUAUCAUUCAGAAGAUUAUAUUUAUACUUCUGUGAAAAAAUAUGUAGUUCAUAUUUUAUUUUGUACUGAACACUUGUUACAAAAAAAUGAUUAGCCCUCGGUGUUUAAUGUGAUGUAUAACUUACUUGUGCAGAUCAUUUUUGGCUUUGAGUAUUCAUAAUAAAGAUGUAAUUAUAACACUC